Messenger RNA from Bufo gargarizans (Asiatic toad), 623 nucleotides. It is a transcript of the gene C2H15orf40, whose product is annotated as chromosome 2 C15orf40 homolog. The record is from RefSeq and is a predicted model, not a curated record. Bases 52 to 507 code for a protein of 151 amino acids. The transcript is spliced from 4 exons. Lineage: Eukaryota; Metazoa; Chordata; Amphibia; Anura; Bufonidae. Gene Ontology annotation, cellular component: cytoplasm.
CCCUCACUGCGGCGGACAGCGCCCCCCUGCGUCACUCACACCGCAGGAUCCAUGCUCCUCCGGAUGUGCCGACCAGCUCUCAGCGUCCCCUCCCCACCCCGGGCCACUGCAGCUCCAGAGCGAGUUCACACCAUGCCGCGGAAGGAGAGCAGAGAGGGAAAAGGACAGAAGAAGGAGGCGGCACAGGCUGCCCAUCCUACAGGUCCUGUUGUACUGGACAGAAGUGGCUGUGUUUUAAUAUCUGUACAUGCCAAACCAGGUUCUAAACUGAAUGCUGUAACAGAUGUGACGACAGAGGCUGUUGGAGUUGCAAUUGCAGCUCCUCCAUCUGAAGGAGAAGCAAAUGCUGAAUUAUGCCGCUAUCUCUCCAAGGUCCUGGAGGUGAAGAAAAGUGAAGUUAAUCUUGAAAAGGGUGGAAAAAGUCGGGAGAAAAUAGUGAAGAUUUCAGCAGCUACAACACCAGAAAUUGUUUUGGAAAAACUAAAGAGUGAAGCAUCCAAAAGCUGAUUAUUUUUUGUUGAUGGACUUUUUGAAUUUGAAAUUAUACAGAGAAGAAGCCAUGCUGAAAUAAUAAAAAUCAACCACAUUUUAAUCUACCGUACAUAUAACAUGAUGGUCAAGUG